ACCAGGAUUAGUCUUUCAAAAUAUGAACCAUUAAGACUCAAGAAUAAGAUGUACCUCUAUGUGACUAAAUGUAUAUAAUAUAAAUGCCGUUAUUAUUCCAUAACCCAGAUAUCCAUCAUUUUCACGACUUCUUGAAGCCGUGUUAAUAAUACAGCCCACCCUUCUCCUUGGUCACUGUGCCUUCAGAGGGCUAUUAAAAACCAGCAGAAGGCAAAACCAUAUUUGUCCAUAAAGUCCCACCCACUCUACUCUCCCUGUAUGUCAUCCAGCGACCUAUUGUUUCCUUUAUCCCAUCUUGGAUCAGAUUUUAAUCGUUCUAUCUAUUUAAAUCCCUCAAAAUCUUGCCCGAAUACUUAAUUUCAUGUGGCAGGUGUGUGUCAUGAGUCAUGCUCUGCAUAUCGGUAUCCUCUGAUUAUAUUUCCGUCCAGUGGAAUCUGAUGGGUCUGCUUCCACUGGCUGACCUACUUCUCUGAAACUCUGUCCCAUAGGCUUGAGUUUGACUCUCGCUACUGGACGAAGAGCGGACACACGUUUUUACUUCGGUUUACUCAACACACCCAGACCCUCCACACAGAUAUGGAGCAAGAGCCUGCAGAGGAGACCGAGACUCAGGGAGUUCCUCCAGAUGCCGAGCUGGCAGCAGCUAUUAUGAAAAGACAUUUUCGUCCAUCUCUGAUUAAAUCCGAAGCGUGGGAGGGAUAUACAUUUGCUAAUCUGGAGAUUAAAAUCAAAGAGUCGACUGAUUGUUACGGUGCUGUGCUGUGGCCCUCAGCCAUGGUGUUGUGUCAUUUUCUUGAAACGCAUCAGGAAAAAUAUAACCUUCUAGACAAGAAAGUCAUUGAGAUUGGUGCUGGAACGGGAUUGGUUACAAUAGUGUGCAGCAUUCUAGGUGCAAAAGUCACGUCCACCGACCUCCCAGACAUCCUUGGUAACCUGCGCUACAACGUGAGCCGCAACACCAGGGGACGCUGUCGCUACGAUCCCCAUGUGACCGAGCUCACCUGGGGACAGCAGCUAGAAGAGCGUUUCCCACGCGCAUCCUGUCGCUAUGACUACCUCAUGGCAGCAGAUGUUGUCUACUCCCAUCCGUACCUCAACGAACUGAUGGAGACCUUCGAACACCUGUGCUCAGAGGACACGGUUAUAUUCUGGGCCAUGCGGUUUCGCCUGGACCCUGAGAAUAGCUUUGUGGAACGUUUUAGAGCGCGUUUUCAUAUGGAGGAGCUUUAUGACCUUCCCAGCUUGCAUAUCAAAUUGUACAGAGCGCAGAAGAACAUCUCAGGCUCAUAGAGCUUCUGGAGCUGCAGCGUAGAGAGGUCGGGAUGUACAGUAACUGGGGUGUAAUAAAAUGCUUUGAAACCUUUCACUCGGCAGCUAACAAUAUUCCAAAAUUUUGAAAUGAAGAUCAAAAACAUCAUCAAAAACAACGAAUACGGUGUAUGUGUGAAUAAAGCAGGUACAAAGCUAUAUUCCCAAAAGUAUCAGUUUAACUACGUUACUUCACAGCGAACUGGCUCUCUGGCCUGAGAUUUGAGCACAAAACCUGCCACUAGUGCCAUGAAUGCAGUGUGUGUGUAUAGUCCAGUGUGUAUAAAUGCAGUAUGAAUGCAGUGUGUGUGUAUAGUCCAGUGUGUAUAAAUGCAGUAUGACUGCAGUGUGUGUGUAUAGUCCAGUGUGUAUA
Messenger RNA from Tachysurus fulvidraco (yellow catfish), 1681 nucleotides. RefSeq names its product methyltransferase like 21e (gene mettl21e). The record is from RefSeq and is a predicted model, not a curated record. Gene Ontology annotation, cellular component: cytosol; cytoplasm. The transcript is spliced from 4 exons. Lineage: Eukaryota; Metazoa; Chordata; Actinopteri; Siluriformes; Bagridae. Gene Ontology annotation, biological process: peptidyl-lysine methylation. Gene Ontology annotation, molecular function: protein-lysine N-methyltransferase activity. Bases 577 to 1290 code for a protein of 237 amino acids.